AUGUCCGGCCGCUAUGAGAGGGUAAACACCCACGACGACGAAGAUCCCGAGACGCCAGCGGCCUCAUUGCCACAGCCGACGUACCCGAUUCCCAAUUCGCCGCCGCCGUCAUUCCACUCGAUAGCGCCGUCUAUCAGCUCGACGAGGCAAGAGAAUGAAGUCCACCCAGACCUAGCGGAUGCGUUUGACGCCGACGGAGACGAUAGCGAUGACGAGACGGACGACAGGCAGCGGCUAGUGCGCGGCAACUCGACGCCGUCUUUCACCAGCACCACACAGGCCGGAGAAGCCGCGUCACAGUCGCAGUCGCAAAGACCAGGCGCGCUACCGCAAAGACCUAUCGGAGCGGCGCCGACAACAUCCCGCGUCUAUGGCAGCGGGAUCCAGUCCGACGGUGUCUUUUCCAACCUUUCAGCAAAGCCGGAGACGGGCGAUGGCGAGAAGGAGGAGCAGCCUCCGUCCUACGAACAAGCCGCAGCCGACGCGGCGCCUCCCUACUGGGAAACGACCAUCCUCGCGCCCGGCCUCGGCGGGCCCGACGACGUGUACAUCGACGGCAUGCCCGUGGGCUCCUUUUUCGGCUUCAUCUGGAACGGCAUGAUUUCCAUGGCCUUCCAGCUGGUCGGUUUCCUGCUCACAUACCUCCUGCACUCAACCCACGCGGCUAAGAACGGUUCCCGCGCCGGCCUCGGCAUUACUCUGAUCCAGUACGGAUUCUACAUGAAGAGCACACCGCCCGGGGGCGCAGGGGAAAUGAAUCCGAAUAUGAGCGGCGACGGGUACGCGAAUCCGGCAGACCCAAAUUCGCACAACUUCAGCCCGAACGAGGUGAACCAGGGCGGUGGCGGCGGCGGAGCGUGGGAUUUUACGACCAGCGACUGGGCGGCGUAUCUUUUGAUGAUUGUUGGCUGGUUUAUUCUGAUUCGGGCGGUUAGCGACUAUGUGAGGGUGCGGAGGCAUGAGCAGCUGGUGUUGCAGAGCCCGGAUCGCGGUCUGGGCAUCCCCGUCAUUGCUACGGGGGAAAGGCCGGACACGGUGGUAUAA
Messenger RNA from Canariomyces notabilis, 1044 nucleotides. RefSeq lists its product as uncharacterized. Lineage: Eukaryota; Fungi; Ascomycota; Sordariomycetes; Sordariales; Chaetomiaceae. The record is from RefSeq and is a predicted model, not a curated record. Gene Ontology annotation, biological process: ubiquitin-dependent protein catabolic process; metal ion transport; positive regulation of protein ubiquitination. The coding region runs from base 1 to 1044 and encodes 347 amino acids. Gene Ontology annotation, cellular component: endoplasmic reticulum; perinuclear region of cytoplasm; Golgi apparatus. The transcript is spliced from 3 exons.